Saccoglossus kowalevskii is the source of this 917-nucleotide messenger RNA. Its product is annotated as ATP-dependent Clp protease proteolytic subunit, mitochondrial-like. NCBI's taxonomy places the organism in Eukaryota, Metazoa, Hemichordata, Enteropneusta, Harrimaniidae. Gene Ontology annotation, cellular component: endopeptidase Clp complex. The record is from RefSeq and is a predicted model, not a curated record. Gene Ontology annotation, molecular function: ATP-dependent peptidase activity; ATPase binding; serine-type endopeptidase activity. Gene Ontology annotation, biological process: protein quality control for misfolded or incompletely synthesized proteins.
AUGAGAUUACUACGAAGAUACUGCAGAGUAUGCGAGUAUGCACUGAGACAGUACAGCAGGAGUAUUGACCGACACACAGCGGAGGUUGAUGUGCCCACAUACUAUCUGAGUGCAUACUUUGCAGGACGAGGUGAACGGGCGUAUGAUAUUUACUCAAGACUAUUAAAAGAAAGAAUAAUAUGCCUUAUGGGACCUAUUACAGAUGACUUGUCAAGUUUGGUUGUUGCUCAGCUACUAUUUCUUCAAUCAGAAAGCAAUAAAAAACCAAUACAUAUGUAUAUAAACAGUCCAGGUGGUUCAGUGACGGCCGGUCUCGGUAUUUACGACACAAUGCAGUACGUGUUACCACCGAUAUCUACAUGGUGCGUGGGUCAGGCCUGCAGCAUGGCAUCAUUAUUACUAUGUGCGGGGUUCCCAGGAAUGAGAUACAGCUUACCUAACUCUAGAAUCAUGGUACAUCAACCAUCAGGCCAAGCACAUGGUCAAGCCACAGAUAUUCAAAUUCAGGCAGAAGAAAUAUUGAAGAUGAAAAACCAGAUCAAUAAUCUGUAUGUGAAGCAUACUAAGCAACCACUAGAUUUCAUUGCUGCAGCAAUGGAGCGGGAUAAAUUCAUGAAUCCAAUUGAGGCUGAAGAAUUUGGACUUGUAGAUAAAGUAUUGGAUCAUCCUCCAAUGCCAGGAGAGAGUAAAGACUAAAUACAAAUGCAUGUCAGCCUUGUUUACCUAGAUCAACUGUGCACUGUUGAUCAAUAGAUCACACUAUCACUAUGGCGACUGUGCACUCUACAUCAAUAAAUAUAUCACACUCUAGUAUCGCUAUGGCAACUGUACAUUAAUAUUGAUCACAUUAUCACUAUGGCAACAAGAUACUUUGCAUAACCGUCACACAAAUUUUAACCAUCUUUUCACCAACUUUU